AUGGUGAAUCUUGCUCAGAUGACGACUUUCAAACACUUAGCCAAAGACGGAUCAAAUAUGGUCCAAUGGCAGGACGACGUUGAACGUACGAUAUACCUAAUCACUGGAGCUCAACGUUUCUGGGAAAGCACCAAACCGAUGUUUGCAACACGCCUCGACAACGAAGAGAACACUGCUGCUAUGAUAGUCAUUGAAACCACGAUUGACGAAUCUCUACGCCCUGUAACGAGAAAUCAAGAUCACGCACUUGACGCUUUGAAAGUUCUGAAACAACACUUUCAAAAAGGAGGACGAACUGCCCAAUUCGCAUUAUUUCAGAAACUUGUCUCUUUACGUUAUGAUCCUCAUGAGUCAGAUGUUUUAUCUCACACCACAAAAAUCAACAGCAUCUUAUCUGAAUUAAAUUCAACUGGUUUCAAAUUAUCUGAUGACUCACUCAAAGGCUUUCUAUAUCAAUUACACAUGCCACCGGAAAUGACCAAAGGUGUUAAUAGAGAACUUGAUGCGGUAUUCAAAUCAAAGUCAGGUGAAUUCACUGCAGCAGAAAUAUGUGACACUAUUCAAAUGCAUUUAACGCUAUGUCAACACCUAACCAAAGAACUCGUCCGAGAAUGA
Messenger RNA from Melampsora larici-populina 98AG31, 615 nucleotides. RefSeq lists its product as uncharacterized. The record is from RefSeq and is a predicted model, not a curated record. Lineage: Eukaryota; Fungi; Basidiomycota; Pucciniomycetes; Pucciniales; Melampsoraceae. The transcript has 2 exons. The coding region runs from base 1 to 615 and encodes 204 amino acids.